GUAUAUAGCCCAUAAAUUAAACCCGGUAGUAAAAUACUUGUUCAAAUAUUUGAUACUUACUACGUUCAGACAUAAAUCACUGUGUCACAAAUUAACGCUGGCUUUUUGCUAAAACAUUGAUUUCAGUAAGAUUGAUCCAACAGUUGAAGAUCGUUCAAAACGUAUGUGAAUUCAUCUAUAUUGACCGAACGGUUCUUUGGUAUUCCACUUUUCUCCAUCAAUCUUACUUUUUGUUUCGCUGGUUAACUGCAAGAUGAAACUUUUACUAGCUGCUAUUGUUUCCCUCUUCUUAUUGCAUACUUUGGGCAUUCCAUUAUCCUCAAACACAAGAUAUAUGACUAUAGAUCAACAGUUGGAAUGUUAUAACUGCGGUUCAGUUGGGUGGAAUGUGGAGUCUUGUAACAAAACUUCAAUAUGUCCUCCAAAUAACGCAUGUUUCCUGUCAUUCAGUACUACAGGUAUGAGUGGAAAUUAUAAUCUUAGUUGCAUAGAUAACAAGCUGUGCCGAGACCCUUCAAGAAAGGAGAAAGUAUCCGUUCCGUUUUACCGUUUCCAGUGCUGUUACACCAACCGAUGCAACAAACACUGGGUAUAAAGAUAGGAGUGAGAGACAUGCAUUUCAGUCAAAGAUGUGCCUUAUUAACCUUUACAGUGCUACAAACAUUUAUUAACUUUGACUAACAUUGACAUUUUUGUUUUCUUCAUUAUGUUAUAUAUCCUAUUCUGAAUGAGUUAGUAGUUAUGUAGCAAAAAUUCAAAUUGAGAAAUGAAUAUUAUCUUGAA
Mercenaria mercenaria is the source of this 783-nucleotide messenger RNA. RefSeq lists its product as uncharacterized. The coding region runs from base 254 to 595 and encodes 113 amino acids. Lineage: Eukaryota; Metazoa; Mollusca; Bivalvia; Venerida; Veneridae. The transcript has 7 exons. The record is from RefSeq and is a predicted model, not a curated record.